UGCAGUAAACUGGAAUGCUGUCCCUUGCUGGCUCCUCAGUGGAGGCGUGAUCUGAACAGGACCAGCUCAGCCUGCAGCUGCCGUUGGCUUUGUGUGGACUGGACGCCGAGCUGGGCAGAGGGGGAGGGUUAUUACUCCAAUUCCCGGGCAGUGGAAUUACAGCUAGAGCGGCAGAACAUAUGGGAUUGCUUUUUCUCGCCUUCCCGGAGAUGCUCAGACCCAGUGUAUUUCAAGGAACAGAAACAUAAAGGAAACCUAGUAUGCUUCCCUUUUUUUUCCAUGAAGAAUAUUUGAAUUAAGUUUUUUUACCUCUGUGACUGCACCAGCUAUUCUGAGAAAGCAGCAAGAAGCAAAAGCUGGAAAUAGCUAUUUCACAGCAGGGCUCUGAAACUACCUUGUGUAAAGACCUCAACACUGCUGACCAUGAUCAGCCCAGCCUGGAGCAUCUUCCUCAUCGGGGCUAAAAUUGGGCUGUUCCUCCAGGUGGCACCACUAUCAGUUAUGGCUAAAUCCUGUCCAUCUGUGUGCCGCUGUGAUGCCGGUUUCAUUUACUGUAAUGAUCGCUUUCUGACAUCCAUUCCAACAGGAAUACCAGAGGAUGCUACAACUCUCUACCUUCAGAACAACCAAAUAAAUAAUGCUGGGAUUCCUUCAGAUUUGAAAAACUUGCUGAAAGUAGAAAGAAUAUACCUAUAUCACAACAGUUUAGAUGAAUUUCCUACCAACCUACCAAAGUAUGUGAAAGAGUUACAUCUGCAAGAAAAUAAUAUAAGGACUAUCACUUAUGAUUCACUUUCAAAAAUCCCCUAUCUGGAAGAAUUACAUUUAGAUGAUAACUCCGUCUCAGCUGUUAGCAUUGAAGAGGGGGCAUUCCGAGAUAGUAACUAUCUCCGGCUGCUUUUCCUGUCCCGUAAUCAUCUUAGCACAAUCCCCUGGGGUUUGCCCAGGACUAUAGAAGAACUCCGUUUGGAUGAUAAUCGUAUAUCCACCAUCUCAUCACCAUCUCUUCAAGGUCUCACUAGCCUAAAACGCCUGGUUUUGGACGGAAACCUGCUGAACAACCACGGUUUAGGUGAUAAAGUUUUCUUCAACCUAGUCAACUUAACAGAACUGUCACUGGUACGGAAUUCCCUGACUGCUGCACCAGUAAACCUUCCAGGCACAAACCUGAGGAAGCUUUAUCUUCAAGAUAACCAUAUCAAUCGGGUGCCCCCAAAUGCUUUUUCUUAUCUAAGGCAGCUGUAUCGACUUGAUAUGUCCAAUAACAACCUAAGUAAUUUACCUCAGGGUAUCUUUGAUGAUUUGGACAACAUAACCCAAUUGAUUCUUCGCAACAAUCCGUGGUAUUGUGGGUGCAAGAUGAAAUGGGUGCGUGACUGGUUACAAUCACUACCUGUGAAGGUCAAUGUGCGUGGGCUCAUGUGCCAAGCCCCUGAAAAGGUUCGGGGAAUGGCUAUCAAGGACCUCAAUGUGGAACUGUUUGAUUGUAAGGACAGCGCACUUGUAAGCACCAUUCAGAUAACCACUGCAACACCCAACACAGUGCAUCCUGCUCAAGGACAGUGGCCAGCUCCAGUGACCAAACAACCAGACAUGAAGAACCCCAAACUCACUAAGGAUCAGCGAACCACGGGGAAUCCAGCAAGAAAAACAAUUGUCAUUACAGUGAAAGCUGUCACCUCCGACACAAUUCGUAUCUCUUGGAAACUUGUCCUACCUAUGACUGCUUUAAGACUCAGCUGGCUCAAACUGGGUCACAGCCCAGCGUUUGGAUCUAUAACGGAAACAAUUGUAACAGGAGAACGCAGUGAAUACUUGGUCACAGCCCUGGAGCCUGAUUCGCCCUAUCGAGUCUGCAUGGUUCCCAUGGAAACCAGUAACCUCUACCUAUUUGAUGAAACUCCUGUUUGUAUUGAGACUGAAACUGCACCCCUUCGAAUGUACAACCCUACAACCACCCUUAAUCGAGAGCAAGAGAAAGAACCUUACAAAAACCCCAAUUUACCAUUGGCUGCCAUCAUUGGUGGCGCUGUGGCCCUGGUGACCAUCGCCCUUCUCGCUUUAGUGUGCUGGUAUGUUCAUAGGAAUGGAUCACUCUUCUCAAGGAACUGUGCAUACAGCAAAGGGAAGAGAAGAAAGGAUGACUAUGCGGAAGCUGGCACCAAGAAGGACAACUCCAUCCUGGAAAUCAGGGAGACUUCUUUUCAGAUGUUACCGAUAAGCAAUGAACCCAUCUCAAAGGAGGAAUUUGUAAUACACACCAUAUUUCCUCCUAACGGAAUGACUCUGUACAAAAACAAUCACAGUGAAAGUAGUAGUAACCGAAGCUACAGAGACAGUGGUAUUCCAGACUCAGAUCACUCACACUCAUGAUGCUGGAGGACUCGCAGCAUACUGUGUUUCAGUUUUUUUAAACCUAAGGGAGGUGAUGGUAGGAACCCUGUUCUACUGUAAAACACUGGAAAAAGAGACUGAGAAAAGCAAUGUACUGUACAUUUGCCAUAUAAUUUAUAUUUAAGAACUUUUUAUUAAAAGUUUCAAAUUUCAGGUUACUGCUGCGAUUGAUGUAGUAGAGAAGCCUGAACACAAUUCUAUAUUUUAGUACUUUUUAGUAAUUUGUACUGUAUUUU
Molecule: messenger RNA, 2630 nt
Organism: Eubalaena glacialis (North Atlantic right whale)
Lineage: Eukaryota; Metazoa; Chordata; Mammalia; Artiodactyla; Balaenidae
Gene: FLRT3
Product: fibronectin leucine rich transmembrane protein 3
Exons: 3
Coding region: 424-2373 (649 amino acids)
Molecular function (GO): protein binding
Source: RefSeq, a predicted model, not a curated record